AUGGUCAAGAAGAGGGCGAACAAUGGUCGCAACAAGAACGGCCGUGGCCACGUGAAGCCCAUUCGAUGCUCCAACUGCUCGCGCUGCACACCCAAGGACAAGGCGAUCAAGAGAUUCACAAUCAGGAACAUGGUUGAGUCGGCUGCUAUCCGUGAUAUCUCCGAUGCCUCGGUCUUCGCCGAAUACGCUGUGCCCAAGAUGUACUUGAAGCUGCAGUACUGCGUCUCUUGCGCCAUCCACGGCAAGAUCGUUCGUGUCCGUUCCCGUGAAGGUCGCCGCAACCGUGCCCCACCACCAAGGGUGAGGUACAACAAGGACGGCAAGAAGGUCAACCCGGUCCAGGCCAACGCCCGCACACCCGCUGCUGGUGCCGUCGCCGCCGCCUAG
This is a messenger RNA of Recurvomyces mirabilis, 387 nucleotides long. It is a transcript of the gene RPS26A, whose product is annotated as 40S ribosomal protein S26. Gene Ontology annotation, cellular component: ribosome; cytosolic small ribosomal subunit. The transcript has 4 exons. Gene Ontology annotation, biological process: translation. The record is from RefSeq and is a predicted model, not a curated record. Gene Ontology annotation, molecular function: mRNA binding; structural constituent of ribosome. NCBI's taxonomy places the organism in Eukaryota, Fungi, Ascomycota, Dothideomycetes, Mycosphaerellales, Teratosphaeriaceae. The coding region runs from base 1 to 387 and encodes 128 amino acids.